CCAGUGUCCUGGCUUCCCUCCUGCUGCUUGGGUUCCAGCUCGUCUGCCCACAGCCCUCCACUGAACACAGAAAGGAGCAGGACCCGCGGUCCCAUUGGCCCUGGCAAGUACGGCUACGGCAAAGCCCCGUACAUCCUACCCCUGCAGACGGAUUCUGCGCACUCACCGCAGAGGCUUCGGAGACAGAGGCCCUCCUCCCGGAAUUCCAGGUCCCAGGGAGCAUCAGGUUCCAGCCACGGCUACAACCCUGCAGCCCAGCGGGCCCCCCAGCACGGACCUCUGUACCAGAGCGACAGUGGCCCUCGUUCUGGACUGCAGGCCUCCGAGAGUUCCAGCUACCAGCUGCCUCUGACCCAAGACCAAGGCUUCCCUGCAGCCUCCAGUCUCUUCCACGGCCCAGAAACAAGCAGCGGGCCCGGCGCGGGGGCCCCCGGGGCGGCCCAGGGCUUCUCCCAGCCCGCGCGGGCCGUGGCCAUCUCCUGCAUCGGGGCCUACCGGCGGUACAGGCUGUGCAACACGGACGUGUGUCCAGAAAGCAGCAGGAGCAUCUGGGAGGUGCAGUGUGCGUCCUACAACAACAAGCCGUUCAUGGGCCGGUUUUAUGAAUGGGAACCAUUUGCAGAAGUCAAGGGCAGCCGGAAGUGCGAGCUGAACUGCCAGGCGACGGGCUACCGCUUCUACGUGCGCCAAGCGGAGAAGGUCAUCGACGGGACCCCGUGUGACCAGAACGGCACGGCCAUCUGCGUGUCCGGCCAGUGCAAGAGCGUUGGCUGUGAUGACUACCUGGGCUCCGACAAGGUCGUGGACAAGUGCGGGGUGUGCGGCGGCGACAACACGGGCUGUCAGGUGGUGUCGGGCGUGUUCAAGCACGCCCUCACCAGCCUGGGCUACCACCGCGUGGUCGAGAUCCCCCAAGGAGCCACAAAAAUCAACAUCACCGAGAUGCACAAGAGCAACAACUACCUGGCCUUGCGAAGCCGCUCCGGGCGCUCCAUCAUCAACGGGAACUGGGCCAUUGACCGGCCCGGCAAGUACGAGGGCGGAGGGACCAUGUUCACCUACAAGCGUCCGAACGAGAUUUCGAGCACCGCCGGGGAGUCCUUUCUGGCGGAGGGUCCCACCAACGAGAUCCUGGACGUCUACAUGAUCCACCAGCAGCCUAACCCGGGAGUGCACUACGAGUACGUCAUCAUGGGGGGCAACGCCAUCAGCGCCCCGGCGCCGCCUCACAGGAGACCAGGGGAGCCCUUCAAUGGCCAGCUGGUCCCAGAGAGGCGGAGCCAGGACGAGGGAGCAGAGAAAGACGGGGACGAGGAGAGGGCAGACGUGCACGGCGGGGCGCCUGAAAUAUUCACUCCGGAAUCCGCACAGACCUUCCCGGUCAGGCAUCCAGACAGGUUCUCUUCCCAUCGGCCGGACAGCGUGGUGCCACAGCCCCCGCGGCGGAGCCGGGACCACAACUGGAAGCAGCUGGGGACGACUGAGUGCUCGGCCUCCUGCGGGAAAGGAUCGCAGUACCCAAUUUUCCGCUGUGUGCACAGAAACACUCAUGAAGAGGUGCCUGAGAGCUACUGUGACUCGAGCACGAAGCCAGCCCCCGAGGAGGAGCCCUGCAACAUCUUCCCUUGCCCAGCCUUCUGGGACAUCGGGGAGUGGUCCGAGUGCAGCAAGACCUGCGGCCUGGGCACGCAGCACCGCCAGGUCCUGUGCCGCCAGGUGUACGCCAACCACAGCCUGACGGUGCAGCCCUACCGCUGCCAGCACCUGGAGAAGCCGGGCACCACCAGCACCUGCCAGCUCAAGAUCUGCAGCGAGUGGCAGAUCCGGACCGACUGGACCUCGUGCUCGGUGCCCUGCGGAGUGGGGCAGAGGACUCGGGACGUGAAGUGUGUGAGCAACCUUGGGGACGUGGUUGACGAUGAGGAGUGCAACAUGAAGCUGCGGCCCAGCGACAUCGAGAACUGCGACAUGGGGCCCUGCGCCAAGAGCUGGUUCCUCACCGAGUGGAGCGAGAGGUGCUCGGCGGAGUGCGGGGCUGGAGUGCGGACGCGCGCGGUGGUGUGCAUGACCAACCACGUCAGCAGCCUGCCGCUGGAGGGCUGCGGGAACAACCGGCCGGCGGAGGCCGCCCCCUGCGACAACGGGCCUUGCACGGGCAAGGUGGAGUGGUUUGCCGGGAGCUGGAGCCAGUGUUCCAUCGAGUGUGGCAACGGCACCCAGCAGAGGGAGGUGAUCUGUGUUAGGAAGAACGCAGACACCUUUGAAGUGCUGGACCCCCGUGAAUGUUCCUUCCUGGAGAAACCCCCCAGCCAGCAAUCCUGCCACCUCAAGCCUUGCGGGGCCAAGUGGUUCAGCACAGAAUGGAGCGUGUGCUCCAAGAGCUGCCAGGGCGGCUUCCGCGUCCGCGAGGUGCGCUGCCUGUCGGACGACAUGACCCUAAGCAGCCUCUGCGACCCUCAGCUGAAGCCGGGAGAGAGAGAAACUUGUAACCCUCAGGACUGUGUCCCUGAAGUUGAUGAGAACUGCAGGGACCGGUACUACAACUGCAACGUGGUGGUCCAGGCGAGGCUCUGCGUCUACAAC
Messenger RNA from Vicugna pacos (alpaca), 2583 nucleotides. The record is from RefSeq and is a predicted model, not a curated record. NCBI's taxonomy places the organism in Eukaryota, Metazoa, Chordata, Mammalia, Artiodactyla, Camelidae.